CUUAAAAAAAGUGUAGCAGUGCUCGGCAGCGAGGGGCCGCAUCGCGAUCUAUUUAUCCUACAACCUUUCUUGCUAUUCUUGCCAUCCUGUGCAGCGGGUGGCGCCAACAGGACACGCUGGUCUUGCUGUCCAACACCGCCACCGGACUCCGUUCGCCCUGCUUAUUUGCAUCAGACUUCGUACCAGCACUUUUUUAAUUUCAUGACGGCCUGUUUCGUAAAGCGGUAAGAGGAAGCACCCAAUAGCUGUUCUGUUUGGCACUCGCUGGGGAAACGUUUGUGGCUAAGCCCGGCACGGAGCUCUGCUAUUACUCUCCACACACGAACCCUUGCGGGCUCCCUCUUCAUUUCCUCUCCUGCAGAAGCAGCAGCACCAGCCGCUGAAGAAGCAGAGAGACAAAAAGACCAGAGAACAAUCGAGGGGAGAGCGAUUCCCUGAAGAGACAGAGAAAAAGAGUCGGAGAAAAAAAAACUAUGACCUAGGCGGAAUCGCAUCCGCCGAACAUCGCUCUGCAAUAAAAGCUCCCUUUCCCCCCCGGUUCACCACCUUCCGUCGAUCCAGCGAUCCGAAGCUGCAAUCCGUCUGAGUGUCUUUCACAAGACAACCGUUCGAGACGCCGACCAGCGACAGGCUCGCCAUGGCCGCCGCGGCCAUCAACACGUUGCGCGAGCUACCGCACAAGCUGCGCAAGGCGAGCAGCGAAGAGGUGUCCGGAGCGCGGAGGGAGUCGCAUCAUUCACCCAAACCGCCGCACGAGUCGCGCCACGAGCGCAAGGAGCACGAGCAGGAGCGCAACCAGAUUUUGCAAUGGGAGGCCGAGAAGCACACGCUGCGGCCGGAAGAGAUCGUUCGGCGUGGAGACGAGAAGCAUGUCGGCUUUUCGAGCCGCAGGUUGCGUUGCGACGACUUUGAGCUGAGGAAGACGCUAGGCACGGGAACCUUUGCCCGUGUUUGGCUUGUCACCUUGCGCGCGGACACAAAUACCACGAAUCCGAAGGUCUUCGCACUGAAGAUCCUGCGCAAGGCCGACGUCGUGCGUUUGAAGCAGGUCGAACACGUGCGAAACGAACGCAACAUCCUCGCGGCCGUAGCAGGUCACCCCUUCAUCACCUGCCUCGUCACCUCCUUCCAGGACCAUGACUCGCUGUACAUGCUGCUCGACUACUGCCCCGGUGGCGAGGUCUUCUCAUACCUUCGCCGUGCCCGCCGCUUCAACGAGGAGACGUCCAGAUUCUACGCGAGCGAGAUCGUCCUCAUCCUAGAGUUCCUGCACGAGCGCAUGGGCGUUGCGUAUCGCGAUCUGAAACCGGAGAACAUGCUCAUCGACGCCGAGGGCCAUCUGAAACUGGUGGACUUUGGAUUUGCAAAGAAGAUUGGCAAGCUCGAAACCUACACGCUCUGCGGUACCCCGGAGUAUCUUGCGCCAGAGGUCAUCAGAAACACAGGCCACGGUUACGCCGUUGACUGGUGGGCGCUUGGCAUCCUCAUCUACGAGUUCCUAGUCGGCCAACCGCCCUUCUGGGAUCAGAACCCAAUCAAAAUAUACGAACAGAUUGUCGAAGGCAAGAUUCGCUUCCCAUCCGCCAUGCCAGACGCUGCGCGUGACAUUAUAUCCCGCCUGUGCACGGUCGACGUGACCAAGCGAUUGGGCAACAUCAAGGGCGGUGCCCGCACUGUCAAGCAGCACGAGUGGUUUGCAGGUGUUAAUUGGGACGACAUGUACUACCGCCGAUGUCGCGGGCCCAUCAUUCCGCACCUGAGCAGUCCCACCGACACGCGCAACUUCGACGAGUACGAGCCGGAGUCGGAGGAUAGGGAGAAGUUUACCGACGAGAUGAACAAGAAAUAUGAGGAGUUCUUUGCGGACUUUUGAGCGAGGUGACGUCUAGGACAUGAGAGGCAGUCUGACGGCGACAAAUGUUUUUAAGGGCAUGGUGGAUCAAUACGAUAGAGUUUGUUUGACGCAUGACUUUAGUUCGCAUCAGCGUGGCGAUGGGGACAAAUGGACGCAAGGAGGCAGGACGCCUACGGGGGCCACACCAGGCAUCUGAUCGAGGGCAGAGCCAUCUGUAGAAAGGGCAUCGACGGUACGAUACUCACAAAUAACAAAAAAGAACAGAGAAGAGAGGCGAUCGCUCCGGCAAAACAAGAGCAGGACACUGGCUGUCUGAAACUCGACGUGAAAGGGAAGCGAGAAAAAGGAGGGGAGAGGAAAGAAAAAUAAUCCCUUUAAUCCUAUUGUACGAUUUGCAUCUUUUGACCGUGUGCGGCGGCUACGAGGUUCACAUACUUGUCUGAUUACGAAUGUACUCCAAAACGAAUCCUGGGCAAUUGAUUAAGAAAAAUAUUGCAUUACA
Messenger RNA from Verruconis gallopava, 2357 nucleotides. RefSeq lists its product as uncharacterized. Gene Ontology annotation, cellular component: cAMP-dependent protein kinase complex; nucleus. The transcript is spliced from 4 exons. Bases 638 to 1873 code for a protein of 411 amino acids. The record is from RefSeq and is a predicted model, not a curated record. NCBI's taxonomy places the organism in Eukaryota, Fungi, Ascomycota, Dothideomycetes, Venturiales, Sympoventuriaceae. Gene Ontology annotation, biological process: peptidyl-serine phosphorylation. Gene Ontology annotation, molecular function: ATP binding; cAMP-dependent protein kinase activity.